Molecule: messenger RNA, 3313 nt
Organism: Diabrotica virgifera virgifera (western corn rootworm)
Lineage: Eukaryota; Metazoa; Arthropoda; Insecta; Coleoptera; Chrysomelidae
Product: tubulin monoglutamylase TTLL4
Exons: 16
Coding region: 183-3161 (992 amino acids)
Biological process (GO): microtubule cytoskeleton organization; protein polyglutamylation
Cellular component (GO): cilium
Molecular function (GO): tubulin binding; tubulin-glutamic acid ligase activity
Source: RefSeq, a predicted model, not a curated record
GCUCGUUCAACUGUUCAACACGCGGUAAAACGUUACUUCCUUUUUUACGUGGUGUUUUUGAUUUUAAUAUUAAAUUUUAAAAUAUAAGCAAGGUCUUCAAGGAAAAAAUGCAUUAUUAGUAAAUAUGACGUCUUCAACAUUUGACUGUAAACAGAAUAUUUUCUUACAGGCUUAAGAACGGCAUGGGGGAUUGUAACUUCGACCGUUACAGCAAGGAAGAAAAGUUUUCUUACAGGACUUGGUGUUCAAUGUGUGAAAGAGGACCUCAAAGGAGACGUUCUAUUAGCGAAACGAAUGAGCCUUGUAGAAGAAAAAGCAAAGAAUUAAAGACUUUAACUCCAAAGAAAUAUAAUCGUAGCCAAGAAUACGAAAAUAUGGAAUUCGAAUAUGAAUUAAAGGGCCAGUGGCAAGAAAAAGAUAUGAGAUAUGAAUUUUCGAGAAUUAGAUCAAAUCUUUGUGAACUUCCUACCUCCUAUAUAUCAAAUAAUUGUCAACUUUCAAACAAUUUGGCAGGGCUUCCAAAAUUGUCUAAUGAAUCAACUGGCUUUGAGUGUUGUAAAAGUGCAGGUACAUAUGAAACCAGUGGGAAAUUCGCUGAUAUUGAUGAUCAAAUCGAAAAUUUAGGUAGCAUGCAAGGAAAAGGGAAGUCGAGAUUGGAGCCUGUGAAGAUCAGUAAGAUUGAAAUUCCUACGUUUCAGAAGAAAUCUGAAGUAAGAAGCCCGGAUAAAUCAAUUACCAGUCAUAGUUAUAACAAUACAUCUCCCAGAGGCCAUUUAUACAGUAGAAGUGAUCUUUUAGAUAAAUAUCCUAGUCCAAACAAAUUUAAAACAAGUUCAUCAGCAAGCCCCUAUUGUAAUGAGUUUUGUUCAUACUCAAACUUUAAGAUGCAUACACUAAGUAAUCAGAUUCCAGUGUGUUUUGACACCAGCACUUAUUUUAAUAAACGAUGUGAAGCCAUCCCAGAUAAAUACACCAGAGAAAUUCAGGAUUUAAGAGAAAAAUUACUCUCAUUAAAAAGCACUAGCUAUAUUUGUAGCGAUAGCUUGGUCUUCAAUCCUAGUACAGCUGUGAUUAAAACUACAGUACCUAGAUCAAACACCAAUGGCAUUCAAAAUGAAUUAAAAUCAAAUACAGAUACAAAUUUUAUUAGUAAUAACUAUAAAGAAGGUAAAUGUCUUCAAAUGAAAGGAUCUGUUGCAGCACCUGAACCAUCUCCAACAGCUGCUCUUAAAACCCAUAGGAGUAAAGUUUCAUUAAAAACUAGAGCUAAACUGGGCAACCAUAAAGUGAGAAAAGUCAAACCCAAAGCCAUCCACAACAUACCUACUUUGUCAGAUGAUGUGAACAGCGACUGUAGUGGUUCAGAUAGUGAAAAUGAGACAAAUCUGGACGAUGAAGCGGGUAACACCGAUGAAAAUUCUACAGAUAAGAGCGAUGAUUCUUCUGAAAGUUGUACAUCUCUAAACGUGAUUGAGACUGGAUCUGGAGAUGCAGUCAACUGGCCAAUUAGACAAAGUUUAUUUCCAAACAUUCCACCCUACAUUAGGUUUAAGUUGCACGAUGUCGAAGCGGAAGUACAAAUUCCCAACGCCAAGAAAUAUUUCAAGUGGAAGCUCAGUACCAUCACUCCGCUUAUAGUUAGAAAAACCUUAACCAACACCGGUUUUGUUCUUAUUAGAAGUGAGUUUAGCAGAGAGUCUAAUCAAUGGUUGGGUACGUGGGGUAAGCAUAUGAAAUCCCCAAUGUUUAAGACUUUAAAGGAAACACAAAAACUUAAUCAUUUUCCUGGGACGUUUCAAUUGGGAAGGAAAGAUCGGCUUUGGAGGAAUUUCCAAAGAAUGAUGACAAAGUUUGGCGCUAAAGAGUUUGGAUUUUUACCUCAUACGUAUAUUCUACCUCAGGAACUUAAAUUAUUAAAGCAAUGUUGGGAAUAUAAAAAUGGCAAUGGUGGUGAAAUGUGGAUUAUAAAACCGCCUGCUUCUGCGCGAGGAGUCGGCAUAAAAGUGAUAAAUAAGUGGUCUCAACUUCCAAAGAAAUCAUCCCUUAUAGUUCAAAAAUACAUUUCCAAUCCUUAUUUAAUAAAUGGUAGCAAAUUUGAUCUAAGACUGUAUGUUUUAGUAACUAGUUUCAAUCCAUUAAUAAUUUAUAUGUACAAAGAGGGAUUAGCCAGGUUUGCUAGUGCAAAAUAUAGUAGUGAUACCAAAGAUCUAAAGGAUAGGUAUAUGCAUUUGACAAAUUAUAGUAUAAAUAAAUUUUCCAGUCAAUAUACUGCCAAUGAAGAUGCAAAUGCCUGCCAAGGACAUAAGUGGACAAUCUCUAAAUUAAUGGAAUAUCUUCAAGGUUACAAUGUCGAUACUAAAGCCUUGUGGAGAAAUUUACAACAAUUAGUUAUAAAAACAAUUAUAGCCUGUGAAUCACCUGUGGUACAGUUAUGUGAAGAAAAUAUAAACAGUAGAUACAACUGUUACGAAUUAUUUGGAAUUGAUAUACUUUUGGAUGAUAAAUUAAGGCCAUGGUUAUUAGAGGUUAAUAUUUCGCCAAGUCUUCACAGCGCCUCUCCUCUGGAUGCUCACGUAAAAGGUCCCUUAGUUCAAUCAAUUUUCGAUUUAGCACAAUUUCAUUUACCGUCCAGAAUUAGUGCCCUCAAACACGGUAACUUGCCAGAAUGUUUCGACGCAAGAUUGUAUUCAACGGCCUUAACGAAAAGGGAGAAGAAUAAACACGCCCUCUUCGAACAAUUAGAAACUAGAGAUGAAUAUCUUACCGAUAUUCUUAGGAACUUAACUGGUGAUGAUGUGCGGCAUUUGAUACGAGCAGAAGAUGAACUGACUGUUAAAGGAGGCUUCGAAAGGAUAUUCCCUACACAGCAAUCUCACAAAUAUCUACAUUUUAUGGAACCAAGAUACUACAACAGGUUGUUCGAUGCGUGGGAGGAACGGUAUGGACACCAGAGAGAAGCAGGUAUCGCCGUUCUAAGAACUCUAUGUGCUCAACGAAUUCAUCUAAAAGUACCCGUACAGAGUACCUUAAGUAAGAGUUCGCCGAAUAUGACCCCUUUGGAUACGAAUGUGCUACCGUCCAAGAUGGAACACCCCAAUCCUCCCCUAGAAGAUAUGUUCAAACACGCAACAAUUAAUAGUACAAUAUCGACUGCUGUUUAAAAGCUCCUUAAUAAGGAAAUUUGGUGAAUAUUCAUCGUGACUGCCAUCAUAUGUUGAUAUUUCUUGUGGUUGUACACAUUUUCAAAAAUGUAUUUAUAAAUUUUAAGUAUUGUAACUUUUAAAUUUUCGUAUAAUUAUAAUUUUGCAUUUAA